Messenger RNA from Tetrahymena thermophila SB210, 2538 nucleotides. Its product is annotated as kinase domain protein. Lineage: Eukaryota; Ciliophora; Oligohymenophorea; Hymenostomatida; Tetrahymenidae. The record is from RefSeq and is a predicted model, not a curated record. Gene Ontology annotation, molecular function: protein serine/threonine kinase activity; protein binding; ATP binding. The transcript is spliced from 16 exons. Gene Ontology annotation, biological process: mitotic DNA damage checkpoint signaling; protein phosphorylation. Gene Ontology annotation, cellular component: nucleus.
AUGGUUGCCCUUAAAUUCCUAACAUGUACUAGCAAAGAGGGUUUGAAAGGCAUCGAAUCUUUGAAAAAAGAAUAUGAAUUGCUUCAGAAAUUCAGCUAAUCUGAUUUUUUGGUAAAUGUCUACAAUUGCUUCUAUCUAAUGGAACAAGACGUAGAAGAGGAUAAAUAUGGUAAUGAAAAGUUGAUUGUAACAGAAGAGAAGUCCUUUUUUGUGAUGGAAAUGGAGCUUUGCGAACAAAAUCUUAAACAGCUUUUCGAUUAUUUAAGAAAGACAUAACUACCCUCUUAAGAAAUAAAGGAAAUAAUAGCUAUUCAAAUGUUAGAAGGAUUAAAUACCCUUCAUAUCAAAAAUAUCAUGCACAGAAACAUCAAGCCUCAUAAUUUCCUAGUUUGUCCUUCUCAAACUUAUGGAUUUAGCAUUAAAAUCUGUGAUUUGGGAUUUGCAUCUACUGUAACAAAAUCGAAAAGCCAUUACCAAUCAAAGAAUGGAACUGAUACUUUCUUUGCUCCAGAGAUAGAAAAAGGAUAAUCCAGAAUUCAGUCGGACCUGUUUUCUUUAGGACUAGUUUUACUUGAAUUAGAUAAUCUAAAUGUACUAAAUGAAAAUUGGAUUGACUUUGAUAUAAAAGAAGAGAUUUAUUAAGGAAAAGGAAUAGCUUCGAAAUAUUAGAUUGAUAGAAAUUCUAAUAUUUAUAAAAUAGCUAAGAUUUGCUUAAAACCAAAUUAUUUAGAAAGGAAAACUUCAGGAGACCUACUUUUUGAGCUAAUUAAACUUCAUGGAAAACCACUGAAAUUCACACUAUCUACUAUGAUAUUAGAACAAACUUAAUUUGAGAAGGAUGCACAGAUCUUACUUGAUAAUACAGAUUCAAGAAUAAAGAGAAAAGAUGCUAGUAAACAAUUUACAAAAGUAGAAACACUAUCCAAGCUAUUAAAAAGUCUAUAUGAAAAUAAGAAAUAUGUAAAUAAUUUCCAAAUUCUUAAUUUUGGAAGCUUUGGUAUGGUAUUAUCUACUAAAAAAGUUGAGUUCAACAACAAGGAAAUAGUAUUAAAAAUACAAAAGAUUGUUGAUGAAUAAGAAAUUAAAAAUGAAAUUAGAAUAAUGUAAUAAUUAAAAACACCUUUAGUUGUCUAGCUAUAUGACAAUUAUAUCAUAGAAAAAGCUACAGCACCUGAAAAAUAUGUAGUUUUCGAAUUAGAAAAGUGUUCAUGUACACUUUAGGAAUAUCUAGAAAGAUAAGGGAAAGAAGGAGAGUUUAGUGAUGAAGAAAAAUUGAAUAUUGCAAUCCAAGUAAUUGACUCUGUCAAUUAUAUUCAUUGUUUCAAUAUUAUUCAUAGAGAUAUUAAACCUGACAAUGUUUUGGUUUGUUUAGAUGGCAAUCAACUUGAAGUCAAACUGUGCGAUUUUGGAUUAUCAACUUAACUUGAAAAAAAUUGUGAAUAGAUUGAAAUUUUAGAUUGGGUAGGAAAUUGGGCUUACAUGGCACCUGAAAUUUUAACUAAAAUUGAAGAUAAUUAAUAUAAGAUAUAUUCUAAAAAAUCGGAUUCUUAUUCAGUUGGUUUACUAUUAUCUUUGCUUGACAAUUACUUAAUUUUGAAAGAAAAUACAGGAUCUACUUUCAUUAUGAUGACUUCAAAUUAAUAUGAUGAGCCUUUCAAAGACAUAAAUAUUAAGCGAGACACUGAAAUAUUUAAAUUUAUUCAACUAUUAGUUGUCUGGGAAAGAGACAAAAGAACUUCUCUUUCUGUUAUUGUUGAAUAGAAUUCUGAAAAAUUCAAAACAAACUAAAAUGAUAUGAAAUAAAUUAUAUCAUAGCAUUAUUUAGGUCCUAUAUAAAAUGUUGAGACUGUAAACAUAGGAUCUUUAGGAACAUUGGUUUCUAAAAAUUAGAUUCCAAUUUAAAAAAUCAAAUAAAUAAAGAUAAAUCGUAUGAAGGAUUUGUAUAAAAUUACAAAAUUUCAAGUUAUCGAAAUAGUUUUAAGUUGGAAUAAUAUUGAUGCAAAGAGUGCAAAUGAUUUAGGCAGAGGAAUAGCAUAGUGCAAAAAUAUCAUAACUUUGAAGCUUGACUUAAGUUUUAAUAAAAUUGGUGCAGAGGGUGCAAAAGAUUUAGGGACAGGAAUAGCCUAGUGCAAGAAUAUCACAACUUUGAAGAUUGACUUAAGUGGUAAUAAUAUUGGUGAAAAGGGUGUAAAAGAUUUAUGCACAGGAAUAGCCUAGUGCAACAAUAUCACAACUUUGACGCUUCACUUAAAUGGGAAUAAUAUUGGUGCAGAUGGUGCAAAAGAUUUAGGCACAGGAAUAGCAUAGCUCAAGAAUAUCACAACUUUGAAGCUUGACUUAAGUUGGAAUAAUAUUGGUGAAGAGGGUGCAAAAGAUUUAGGCAUAGGAAUAGCCUAGUGUAAGAAUAUAAGAACUUUGACACUUCACUUGAGUUUAAAUAAAAUUGGUUCAGAGGGUGCAAAAGAUUUAGGCACAGGAAUAGCCUAGUGCAAUAAUAUCACAACUUUGAUGCUUGACUUAAGGUAAAAAUUAAAUUGA